Mauremys reevesii (Reeves's turtle) is the source of this 1274-nucleotide messenger RNA. RefSeq names its product C-type lectin domain family 2 member D-like. NCBI's taxonomy places the organism in Eukaryota, Metazoa, Chordata, Testudines, Geoemydidae. The coding region runs from base 23 to 670 and encodes 215 amino acids. The transcript is spliced from 5 exons. The record is from RefSeq and is a predicted model, not a curated record.
CGCUUACUCCCUGAGAAGAGAGAUGGGGAACUGGGCGGAAGCAGAUCCCCCUGGACAGCCUCUUAACAGCUCCAUAGACUUGGAGAGUGGAAGAGAGCCAGGUUUUGAUCUUCCAGGUCAUCCAGCUAAUUCCAGCUCCAGGAAACCUGCAGUAUGGGAUUGUCCAGCUGCCCUCAGAGCCAUAAUCGUGGUUACAAUGGUCGUCGUCAUCGCCCUAGUAGCAGCUUUGAUAGUGGUAACAUCUAAGCAGCCUCCUCCAUGCUCCCCUGCUGCCCCCUGGUGCCUGGACGGCUGGAUCCAGAUCCAAGGGAAAUGUUACUAUUUUUCUAAGGCUGAGGAGAACUGGACCUACAGCCAGAGCUUCUGCUCGUCACACGCUGCCUCCCUGGCCGGGAUUGAGAGUCCGCAGGAGCUGGAUUUCCUGCUGCCAUACAGAGGCAAACUGGACCACUGGAUCGGCCUCUGGAAGGACACGGGCCAGGUCUGGAAAUGGGUCAACGGGACCGAGUUUGACCAUCGGUUUGAAAUAGACAGCGGAGCAGACUGUGCGUACCUGGAUGAAGACCUCACUGUGAUGAGCUCAAGCUGCAGAACACCAAGAAAAUGGAUCUGCAGUAAACCUGAUACCCCUGCGAAGGGAGAGGAGCGAGCGGUGGGAGGGGAUUCGUGAACUCAAGAGAAUCGCAGACCAGCUGUGACAAAGCCUGGUUCUGGUCCCCUCCAUGCUGCAGCCUGGUUCCUUGUUUCUUAGUCUGCCUCCAGGAUUUUAUCCAGUCCUAGUUGUCAAUUACCCUAAUGCUGCCGUUUGUGACCCUUCUCUCGGGGAGGCUAUCACAGUUUCAGGUAACUGGAUCUCUAUCCCACCUCCAUCAGAUGAGGGCUCUAGGCUCCAGCCCCCCCCAGUCUCUGGGCAGAGACCCUGUCCCACUCCCUGACCGGGGCACUUAAAGUUGCACAGCUCCCGUUCAUACACUGCAAUGUCCCCAGCAAGCCAGUCUGACUAAGAGCCAGCGCCUGCGCUUUCUUUCUGAACGCAAUGCCCAGCCUGUUAUAAGCUGAGAGAGGGCUGUGUGCUAGCGGAUACAUUUAUUCUAGGGCAAAAGCAUUGUGGAGACUCUUUGCUGCUUUUAUGUUACAUAUAAUGUUGCUACAUCCAUUUCCCCAUGAUAUUAUUGGCCAGCAAGUUAUUAGUUUUCAAAUGAUGCCUUUAAAAGAUGUAUUUUGUAUAAUGAUUAUUACAAUAAUGUGUAGGGGUGUGAAUAUUAUUUAUUUUU